Molecule: messenger RNA, 1755 nt
Organism: Brassica napus (rape)
Lineage: Eukaryota; Viridiplantae; Streptophyta; Magnoliopsida; Brassicales; Brassicaceae
Product: probable FBD-associated F-box protein At1g32375
Exons: 3
Coding region: 460-1755 (431 amino acids)
Molecular function (GO): protein binding
Source: RefSeq, a predicted model, not a curated record
UUUGGAUAUUAAUGAAAGGGAGAGGUAAGAGAAAACCUUAAUGAUGAAUUUAUCAAAUAUUGUACCAAGAUAAUCGUCUUUACACAUUUGACACAAUCUUUUUAUUAUUAUAUGUAUAUAACUAAUUAGACGGUAAUUAUUCAAAUUCGAAGAUAAGCUAUAUAUAAUUUGGCUAAAUGAUAAAUCAGAAACUUUAUUUAUAAAGUCAUAUGUGUGUACAAAAAUAUAUUUUAUUCUUGAGAAAUAAAAUCAGAAUGACAAUUAGGUAUUUGCUUAUUAUAUGAAUCACGUUUUGUUUAGAUGUCCUGUGCUUCUUUUUUCUUAUGCUGGUUUGUUCUAUACCUAGCUAUGCUUUUGAUAAUUUCACCAUGUCUCGUUCCUUAUAGUCUGAUAUCUAGUUCCUUUUUUUAAAAUGUUUUUUUCAGGCUAUCGGUUUUGUGAGGAAGCUAGCUUUUAAUUAUGGACAGGAUAAGUCAGUUGCCAGAUGAGCUUCUACUGAAAAUAUUGGCCUUACUUCCUAGUAUGAAAGAUGUUGUGGACACUAUGCUUUUGUCAAAACGAUGGCAGUUUCUUUGGAUGAUGGUUCCAACAAUCAAAUACAAUGAUACGCUUGAUAGGUAUAGUAAGCACAAGUACGGAAGCUUUUCAUUGUUUGUAGACAAAUCUUUUUCUAAGCACGAGGCUCCCAUUAUAGAAACUUUACUUUUUAAACUUGAUCAUAUCUCUGGUUGCGGGAACAUUCAAGCGUGGAUGAGAUCUGCUGAUAAACGUUGUGUGCGUGAGCUGAUUAUCCAGAUCGAUACUCUUACUUUUAAAAAGCCAGUCUCACUUCCUUGGAGCUUGUUCAGUGGGGGGUGUAGAAUGCUUGUGACCUUGAAACUAACUAAUGCGGUUCUUGUGGAUGAUUUUACUUCACAAAUUUCUUUCCCAUCCCUCAAAACGUUGAGUCUUGAGUCCAUGAAGUAUCCAAGUGGUGAAUUUGUCAAGAAGCUUUUAUCCAACUGUCAUGUCCUUGAAAACUUGGUUGUGGAGCAAUGUCAUGUUGACAGUGUUAACAUUUUCACUGUUAUUGUGCCUUGUCUAAAGAGUUUAGUCAUGAAGACAUUAAAUACCAGAGUUGGAAAUGAUGCUCAAGGAUUUGUUAUAGAUGCUCCUUCUUUGGAAAAAUUCAACAUUCUUCAUUCGAGUGGGUUUUGUAUCUUUGAGAAUGAUAUGACUAAGGUUGUGGAUGCAAAUCUUGUCGUUGUUAAUUGGAAGUUAUGGAAGAAGUUGGGUUCUAUUGCUUCGUUCAAGCGCCUUUAUCUGUGCGUGCCAUCCUCAAAGGAUGUGUAUACUGCUCGUAGUGUCUUCACCAGUCUUGUACAUUUGAAGAUAUGCACAUGUGAGACAGAAUGGGUAAAUCUACUUAUGCGUGUGCUCGGAGAUUCUCCAAAUUUACGAGCUCUCAAACUUGACCAGUGCCAUCCCCUUCGAUCUUAUGAGCCACGCCCAUGCUGGAACCCGUCAUGGAAUGAACCGAGCUCAGUUCCUGAAUGUUUGUUAUCAAAUCUUGAAACUUUUGAAUGGGUAACAUAUGAAGGAGCAGAAGAAGAGAUAGAAGUAGUAGCGUUUGUUUUUAGAAGCGCGAAGUAUUUAAAGAAGGCAGCUAUUAAUAUUCACAGUAAAACCAAUGACACUGACAAGAAACUUGAGGUGAUCAAGGAGUUGUUCUCUUCAUCGAGGGGUUCACCAGCCUGUGUGCUUGAGUUACGCUAA